GUCUCUCUGCCGAAGUCGCCGCAGCACUCCUCGCAGGAGGCCGCCGCGGCGGCGCCGGGCGGCCGCCGGGCGCCGGCGGAGCUGCCCGCGGGCUGCCGCGGCGCGCUGGGGUGCCUCGGCGGCUGCCUCGCGGGCGUGCGCCUCGGCGUCGCCGCGGCGGCGCCCGCGGGCGCGUAG
Molecule: messenger RNA, 177 nt
Organism: Prorocentrum cordatum
Lineage: Eukaryota; Dinophyceae; Prorocentrales; Prorocentraceae
Source: the annotation of a GenBank genome assembly